Messenger RNA from Penicillium soppii, 4755 nucleotides. RefSeq names its product class I alpha-mannosidase 1A. Gene Ontology annotation, molecular function: calcium ion binding; mannosyl-oligosaccharide 1,2-alpha-mannosidase activity. The record is from RefSeq and is a predicted model, not a curated record. Gene Ontology annotation, cellular component: Golgi membrane; endoplasmic reticulum. NCBI's taxonomy places the organism in Eukaryota, Fungi, Ascomycota, Eurotiomycetes, Eurotiales, Aspergillaceae. Gene Ontology annotation, biological process: carbohydrate metabolic process; N-glycan processing. The transcript is spliced from 6 exons. Bases 1 to 4755 code for a protein of 1584 amino acids.
AUGUUUCGAGCUCGCCGAUACCGAGUUCUGAUCAUAUUCGCUGCGGCCUUCGUCCUGACAUUUUUCCACUUCGCGCGGUCACGCGAUUGGACAAACACAGUGAUUGAAGAGCCCGUUGAAGUUCACACACCUGAUCCUGCCUAUCCGAAGCAACCCCCGACCUCUUAUUCUGACUCUACGACCGCUGCCCCCGUUGAGGAUAGCAAGAACUAUGUUCCUCCCGAACCAUACCGCGGCUCCGGCACCCCGCCCUCUACCGGAAAGAUAAAUUCGCCUGUGGGUCCCAGCAGUGGAUCAAAGGGAGACAGCAAUCACCUCAAAGAUCCUGUCGGCGAUAAACCACCACCCGUGAAUGUGCCCGGCAAGGGUGACCCGAAGGACACUGCGAAGGUGGAGAGCCCUGGCAGAUUGCCGCCAGCAACAUCGGAUGAGGAAAUCGAUAAUGGGGGUGGAGGCAGAAUGCCUGUGGAUCUUGCCAAAUCUGGCUCUUCAAUGGUCAGGUGGAAGAAAUUCCCAGAACAAUAUCCCAUCCCCGCAGCGGAGCUGAUCAAGCUCCCCAAGGAGCAGUCAAAAUCAAUCCCCAAGCUGCAGGCCAAAUUCAAGGAUGAGUCAAGCUCGGCCAAGGGGGAGCGUCUUCAACGACUGAGUGCUAUCAAGGCCGAGUUCAAGCACGCAUGGCAAGGCUAUAAGGAGGUUGCGAUGGGACAUGACGAGGUUAAACCUUUGUCUAAGGCCUCCGAGGAUGCCUUCAAUGGCUGGGGAGUGACUUUGAUCGACUCUAUUGAUACACUUUGGAUCAUGGAGUUGAAGGAGGAGUUCUCGGAGGCUGUGGAUGCGGUCAAAAAGAUUGAUUUCAAAACAUCAUUGAGGGAGGACAUUCCGGUGUUUGAGACAACCAUCCGAUAUAUUGGAGGCCUUCUGGGUGCUUAUGAUAUAUCGGGUCAUCGGUACUCGGUGCUUUUAGAAAAGGCGGAGGAGCUCGCUGAGAUUCUUAUUGGCGCCUUUGACACCCCAAAUCGCAUGCCACAUCUUUAUUACCGUUGGGCGCCAGAGUAUGCCGCAAAGCGCCAUCGGGCUUCUUCCCGAGCUGGCUUGGCUGAGCUUGGAUCACUCUCCUUGGAGUUUACUCGCUUGGCCCAGUUGACCAAACAGGACAAGUACUAUGAUGCAAUUGCGCGGAUUACCAAUGAACUGGAGAAAUUCCAAGAUUCGACAAGUAUUCCUGGUCUUUGGCCCAUACGGGUCAACGCACAGGGGUGUUCUCGGUACAAGUCACAGCACAACGGCAGCCCUACGAAGGAGGAACAUGCUGCCAGCACGACUAAAACCACUAUAACGAAGACUCGCAAGGCUUACUCUGCACCGACAGAUAUUGAGAGCUACAUGAACCUGAUCCAUCGCGGUCAAAGCACUGAUCUCAAAGAGAAUGCCAAACCUGUCAAUGAUACCAGAUCUGCAGAUGGAUCUAGCAUCCAGACACGUGGACGAGAAGUCUCGGCAGAUCAAUGCAAUGGCGGUCUGGAACUUCCCCUCUCAGCUGUCAGUAAUAAGUACACUUUGGGAGGGAUGGCUGAUUCGACCUACGAGUACCUGCCUAAAGAAUACCUGCUUCUGGGUGGAGUGAACGACCAAUACCAAAACAUGUACAAGAAGGCGGCCACCGCAGCCCGCAAGACACUUCUCUACCAGCCUAUGGUGAAGGGUGGACGUGAUAUCCGUUUCAUGGCCUCAACCGCCCCAAUCACACCUGGAAAUACUGCACAGCUGAAUCCGGCUGAAUUCGAGUACGAAGGUCACCACCUGACAUGCUUUGUUGGUGGCAUGUACGCCCUAGGAGCCAAGACCUUUGGCAUCGAUGGUGACUUGGAACUCGCAGCGAAACUGACAGAUGGCUGCGUGUGGGCUUAUGAGUCGACACAGACCGGAAUGAUGCCCGAGCGAUUCCGCCUCUUGCCCUGUGAGAAAGGAUCGGCUUGCGAGUGGGAUCAGGCCCGCUUUGAUGCUGGCGUGGCUCGUUAUUCGCGGGUGGAUCCCAAUGCAGGACCCCAGUUCCGUAAUGGAGAGGAUACUUACUCGCAGCGCCUGAAGCUGAAUGCACACGAGGCGCCACAAGAGUCCGUGGACCGGAUGGUCCCUGUUCCUAUGCCGGGCUCAUUGAACCCCCAUGACAGCGAUGUAAUCUCUAAGCGUGAUGGAUUUGCAGUUGGAAAGCGUGCUGCUCAAUCAUCCGCAGCCCCAAGUCCGACAUCCACACCUGUCGGAGCUGAACUGGAGAACCGAGAUGCUCCUCGUUCAUCUUUGGCGCCUGCUUCGCCUUUGGUUGCCGCAGUGGGCAAAGAUCACCUCCCAGCAGGUAUGAUCAGUAUUCCCUCGCCGCAAUACUAUCUUCGGCCUGAGGCGAUCGAGUCGGUUUUCAUCAUGUACCGCCUGACUGGCGAUGAAUCCUGGCGUGUCAAGGGGUGGCAGAUGUUCGAGGCUAUUACGAAAUAUACUCGAACUGAAUUGGCGCAUGCGGCCAUCAACGAUGUCACAGCCCAAAAGCCGAGCCACAAGGACAUAAUGGAGUCUUUCUGGUUAUCUGAGACCCUGAAGUAUUUCUACCUGCUCUUCAGUGACCCUAGUGUGGUGGACUUGGAUAAAUAUGUCCUCGACCAGCGCAAUGUCCACAUUCAUCUUUCCUUUGCUUUCACGACUGACACCAUCCGCCCUUCCUUAGAUGAAUCCCUCCGAUCGGAAACCGAUAUCUCGCGCUGCUCCUACAAACUCUUCACGUCGAGUAUAUUUCACAGCCAUGCCGACUACGUGCGACGACAGAUUAUCUACGGUCUCUUGCAGGAAGAUGACCCGAAUAUCCUCCACUUCCUUGCGUCAUUUAUCCUCUUUGAUGGACGGCAAAAUGAACACGUGCUUCAAAUGCUGAAUGAGGAGGGCGCAUUUGCGCGUCUACUCGAGCUCAUACAGGCUAUUCGGAGGGCGGAUAUGGAUGCUGACGCCGGUCUCCAUCGUUUGUUGAUGGACCUCAUCUAUGAGAUGUCGAGGAUACAAAGGAUCAAGAUUGAAGAUCUGGUUCUUGUGGAUGAUGACUUCAUUCGCUGUCUCUUUGAUAUCAUCGAAGAUCUUUCGUACGACGUCACUGAUCCGUAUCAUUAUCCUGUCAUCCGGGUGCUACUGGUAUUGAACGAACAGUUCAUGAUAUCUGCCCACAACCCAGUAGAUGAUGCACCCUCAGGGCAUUUGACAAACAAGGUUAUCAAAGUCCUAUCUGUUUAUGGAGGGUUGUAUAAAACAUUCGGAGAGAAUAUUAUCCUCCUCAUCAACCGAGAAGCCGAGACAUCUCUGCAGUUGCUGACACUGAAGCUUCUUUAUCUCAUAUUUACCACCCCUAGCACAUACGAGUAUUUCUUCACCAACGAUCUGCAUGUUCUGGUUGAUAUAUUGAUUCGAAAUUUACUCGAUCUACCAGAAGAGGCAACUGCGUUACGACAUACAUACUUGCGUGUUCUUUACCCGCUUCUAGCUCACACACAGUUGCAGAAUCCACCACAUUACAAGCGUGAUCAACUUCGAAGGCUACUCAAUGAUCUUGUUCCAGGGCAAGUAUUAGAUGGCAAUGACUCGGAAGAUGAGAAAAUCCUCCACUUCGAAGAUGUGGAUGAGACAACGCGCCGACUUGUCGCCCGGUGUGCGACGGUGGAUUGGCUACGAAGUACCGAUCAGAUCAACACAGCAGAAAAACAGGACACCCCAACCCAGGUGACUGGAAUUACGAUUGAAAGCGUCCUUGAUCAAGCUGAACAGCGUGCAUCGCAAGUAGACAUUGACGAACCACUCGAUGUCACUCGCACGCUCUCGAGAACAAGUGAUGUCAGCUCACCAGAUACGGCAUCACCAACAAGAAUGGACUCCCGGGGUUCGUCCAAUGCACCGGGCAGCCGGAAACACAGCGUAGUGCAACGGCUAGGCAUGUUAGAGCCCGCAUCUGCAUCUUCCUUGAGCGUACAAGCAGUUGCAGCACAACACGAAAAGCCAGGUAUCAUCACCCCGAGCCGGAAAGAUGCAAACCUUGCUGCCGCUCUCAGCGACGAGACGCCCAUCAUUCGACCACCGAAGGUGAAACCGGAGCCACCAAAAUCUCGUCGCUGGCGCGGGCGGCGUCUAGCUGUGGAUAACGAGGAGCACCACUCUGCCGGCACGAGCAGUGACGGCAACACUAUACCCGAGGGCGUGGAAUUCAGCCCUACCACGGUUUUCACCCCAACCACACCGUCGCAGGCUAUUCCUACCGAACGCCGUGAAUCUGCGUCGAGCUCCAAUCUUGCUCCCCCAGGUUCACAGCCACGACGGUCCGCAUCAAAUCCACCGCCAGCUCUCCCACCACCACGCCGUUCCAGCCACACCACUCCUUCCUCAAGUCACCACCGCCCCAUAACUCCGGUCCCCGUAACAGGCCGACAUGGGCAAGCUCCACUUCCCCCCAAAACGCGGCGCUGGGGUCGCGGCAAGGCACAUGGACAGAGCGACUCAGUUGAAAGCGGAUCUAGCAGUGUCAGUCCAUCUAAGGAUCUCGAGGUCUCUGAGAACAGUACUGCACCUGCUGCGCAAGAGCAUUCUCCAGAGAGCACUCCUUCAGACCCAUUCUCGCCGAAGUCUCCAACAUUGUUGAUCUCCCCAGCCGCAGAUGGCUCAACUGAUGGUGCUGGUGGCAGUGCACCUCUUAGUGUAGAGGAAGCAGUGCAAAAUGUCUCUCUGCAUUGA